UGAGAUUAUUACUUUCCCUGAGAUCUAAGAAUUAAGAUUUUUACAGUGUUUGGAUGUUAUUGGGCUUGCUUGGGAGCUUAUUCACUGCCUUGGGUUCUUCUGGGAAGACAUCACUGAAGUUCUGUUUAAAAUUGGGAAGUGACAGAAAGGGAGUGAAAGGCGAAGUCAACCUCCUGAACCUUCAACCUGGAGAGUGGCCUUUUGUGAUCAAAAGCCCUUUAAUCCCCUUUGAAAUGAGCCACUUCAAAGCAGUGCCCUGGAGGGAUUUGGGGACUUAAAGGAGGCUCCCUGGCCCCACAGCCAAAGCCUCCUGGGGCGAAAAGUCUUUGAAGUUUGGGAUGGCUCCUUACCUCCAGACGCCCCUCCAUCCCAGCUCAGGUGUCUCCAAACAGGGUGGCGUCUCCGGUUAUCAGUCUUCAGGGGGAAAACCAUCAAAAGACCAUCUAUGGAAUCUACUUGAGGCCAUAUAAAUAUCCUUGGCUGAGAGAUCUCUGGCUGCUGAGAACUUCCAUGGCUUUCCAAAGGAUGCUGCUCCUUCCUUGGCUCCUCUGUCUCUCUGGCACCUUGGGUUCGGGAUCCGCUAGCCUGCCGCCCGAAGGAGGCAACCCUUUUGCCAAGCUGGGAUGUUGUAAGCGCCAGACGCGGUACGUUUACGUCGGACACGAUCUCUCUGGCAGCCCGGUCAGCGUUGAUGUGGGGGUCUGCAGGACACACUGCAUGGGGAGCCAGCACACAAAGCCCCACACUUCUGGGCUCCCAGAACUCCCCAGACAGUCCUCCAUGCUGGACUUCAUUCGAAGCAAGAGGAAUAGGCUCUCCUGGUCUCCAGCUGGAUCCGAACCCAGUGGUGUGGGAUCGGAACGUUCCUGCCCACUGGGCUACCAGUGCGAGUCCAGCCGUGUCCGGGUGGAAGAGCUGCUCCUCCUCAAUGGCCCCCAUGAGGUGGAGGUGAUUGAGAACUGCCAAUGCGCCACCCACCCUUAUGAGUGUCUCCGGUCGCCAGCCCUGAAAACCUUCUUCCCGGACUCCCCCCUAGAACGGACCGUGGAUGUUGGAAAGUGUUCCAGUCCGCCUCGUCUUGAAGAGGGGCUCUUCUGCGUCCCCACAAUCUCUGACUCGGUUCUCCUGAAGAGUCCCAAUGGGAACCAGGCAGUCCGGAUCCUGGAGCGUUGCGAGCUGAGAGAGGCUUGCUACCGGGUCUCCCACCUGGAGUACUACUUUGAAAUUGUCAUCAGUGCUGCCGGGGAAAAGCAAGAGCGAAUCAAGGAAAUCGACGUGGGAAGGUGCUUGGGGCAUUGUGCAGCUGGAAGUCGGUGCUUGCUGAGCUUUCUUCCCAGCAGAGGCCCCCAGAGUGAAGCGCAGUGUCUCCUUAGGGCAGAAGGCGUCCCCGGCCGCUGUGUCCCCCAACAAUAUGAGACCCACACUUUCCAGAGCCGGAUGGGGACCCUCCGCACCGUUUUGGCCGUCCAGAGGUGCAGAUGCGAGGUCUGAAGGAUGGCAGCCCAAAUUGGUGCUCCUAAGAUUAAGAGGAAUGACGCUGCGGAACAAGGGUGAAAGAAGAGUCUGCGUUCACCAUCUCCUCUGAGCAAAGAAUGUGAUCCAUUUGUGAG
This is a messenger RNA of Sceloporus undulatus (fence lizard), 1610 nucleotides long. RefSeq lists its product as uncharacterized. Lineage: Eukaryota; Metazoa; Chordata; Lepidosauria; Squamata; Phrynosomatidae. The transcript has 7 exons. The coding region runs from base 511 to 1491 and encodes 326 amino acids. The record is from RefSeq and is a predicted model, not a curated record.